This is a messenger RNA of Aedes albopictus (Asian tiger mosquito), 2244 nucleotides long. RefSeq lists its product as uncharacterized. The transcript is spliced from 3 exons. Gene Ontology annotation, biological process: proteolysis. The coding region runs from base 1 to 2244 and encodes 747 amino acids. The record is from RefSeq and is a predicted model, not a curated record. NCBI's taxonomy places the organism in Eukaryota, Metazoa, Arthropoda, Insecta, Diptera, Culicidae. Gene Ontology annotation, molecular function: aspartic-type endopeptidase activity.
AUGGAAGUGCUUUUGAAGAAACGGCUCGUUGCCUUCGAGCGGCUGAAACGGGAACAUGCGAGUGCAAGACAAGUGACGCUGGAAACACCAACCUUUGAGGUUAAUGAUCGGCUACAGAAGUUGGUCGAAUUGCAGGAGAAUUUCGAUAAAAUUCAGUGUGAAAUCGAAGACGCAGCUACGGAGGAAGAAUUGCCGUCGGUGCUCAACGUACGGGAGGAUUACGAGAAACUGUUCUACAUCACCAAAGGAAUCUAUGCCCGGUUGCUGGAAACAAAACAACCGCAAGGAUCCUGCGGUGGUAGUAGUGAUGCAACGUACAUUGAACCCGAAACCGGACUCAAGGAAGCCGUUCGUGUGCUGCUGGAAACACAAAGAGCGUUGUUAACCAGGCAAGCUGCAGCUUCAACCACCGUGCAGGAGUUAGCUGACCAGCUUCGCAACAUAAGGGGAGAUCCAAUCGACACGCAACUACCAUCGUUCAGUCUGCCUACGUUCAAGGGCGACAGAAAGCAGUGGGCAUCGUUCAAGGACAUUUUUAUCAGCAGCUUGCAGCUGCUCAUGUCUCACCUUGAGGGGGAAGCAAAAAGCCUCGUUAGUAGUUAUGCAAUCACCAAUAUCAACUACAAAGAGGUGUGGGAUACACUUGUAGAGCAGUACGACAAGCCGAAGUUUGCUGUUUCGGCGCUUGUCCAGGAAUUUUGUGACCAGCCAGUAAUCAAAAUAGCGAAUCUCGUGAAUCUACGGAAGCUCGUAUCGACCUCUGACGAGGUGAUACGCCACCUAAAAGCCAUGGGCGCUGCUUACGAGUCCAGAGACCCCUGGCUCAUCCAUAUCGUCGUGAAGAAAUUGGAUGAGAAUUUGCGUUCCCAAUGGGCAUCACACAUAGUGGAUAUCGACAACCCUACUUUCGACGAACUGCUCAAAUUCCUCAAGCGAAAAUGUGACACCUUUGAGACCUGUGCUGCAUUCGGCAGUAAACAUUGGGAACCUGUCAAGAAGGAGAUUUUUAAAGAAGAGCGGAAAAAUCCAACAGUGAAGAAAGAAAUCACCAGUUUCAGUGUCACUCAGCCAUCUUGUCCAGUGUGCUCUUCGGGAGAUCACGGAAUCUACCAGUGCUCUACGUUCAAGGAGGCAUCAGUGAAGGAGCGGCGGGAAAUAGCACAACGGAUGCGGCUCUGCUUCAAUUGUUUACGCUCAAACCACUGCGCGAAUUCGUGUCCGUCAAGAUCUGUGUGCCGUACAUCAGGUUGUCAACAAAGACACCACACCUUGUUGUGUCCCGUUGACAAAUCGGAGGUGACCAGCAACGUCUCCACAGUCGAGGACGAAUCGGUUACAACCUGCGACACCGAAGACAACAAUGAACUUGUAUCCUGUGCGUCGAAUGUCAAAUCAAGCAAAUCGACUACUUCGAUCUUCGUUGCUACGUUGCCGACAGCUGUUGUUCGCGUCCAGGGAAAGGAUAAGCAGUUCCAUGAAGUCCGAGCCAUGAUCGACAGUGGCUCCCAAUCGUCGCUAAUUUCAGAACAUUGUGUCACCGUUCUUGGAUUGGAGAGAGACAACGCCAAGCUGAUAGUUUCUGGUGUUGGUAAUGGAGCAAAGGAGACAACGCGAGGGGUAGUGAAUCUGGACAUUUCCUCACGAUUUGAUGACAAUCUGAUCUGUCGAACGAAAGCGUACGUGUUGAGCAAGCUGUCAACGAAUCUACCAAGUCGAGAAAUUGAUAUCAGCCGUCUGAAGUGCCUGGAUUCAUUGCGGCUAGCGGAUCCGCAUUUUGGCAGACCAAGUAAAAUUGACCUGAUCCUUGGAGUAGAUGUGUUUUUGUCCGUUGUUGAGGAUGGAAAAGUAAAGGACGAGAUGGGAGUUCCAGAGGCAUUGAAUUCCGCUUUCGGUUGGAUUGUUGCUGGUCAAGUCGGGGUGACAAAUGAUGUAAUAUGCAACACUGCAAUUGUUAGUUUGUGCACCGAGUUGAACAUUGAUCAAACUCUCCGGCAGUUUUGGGAAGUUGUGGAGAUAAACAAGCCGAAGCCUAGAACGCCGGAAGAACAGAAAGCUGUCGACGUGUUCCAAGCAACGCACCACCGUGAAGAAUCAGGAAGGUUUGUGGUGAGCCUCCCCUUCGACGAAACCAAACCACCACUAGGGGAAUCGCUUCCAGCAGCCAUUCAUCGACUGAACGCAAUCCCGACGUUCAUAAUCGAAAUCGAUAGCGAUCGUCAUCGUUUCUUGAAGAUUGCUAAAUAA